Messenger RNA from Monopterus albus (swamp eel), 3480 nucleotides. RefSeq names its product tweety family member 2 (gene ttyh2). The transcript is spliced from 16 exons. The coding region runs from base 406 to 2037 and encodes 543 amino acids. NCBI's taxonomy places the organism in Eukaryota, Metazoa, Chordata, Actinopteri, Synbranchiformes, Synbranchidae. Gene Ontology annotation, cellular component: plasma membrane. Gene Ontology annotation, molecular function: intracellularly calcium-gated chloride channel activity; volume-sensitive chloride channel activity. The record is from RefSeq and is a predicted model, not a curated record.
UUCAGACGGGUUGACAGUGUUGAUACUUUCAAACUUAUAAAGGGUGUCUGCGCGCUCACACAUCUCAUGUCAAGCGCCUACUAUCGGCGCGCGUUCCCGCGGUGUGCGCUUGGAGCAGCUGUUAGUCGGAUAGUAACUGUGGGUCCUCACAUACUGGAAGAGACGCGUGCGUGGUGAUUAUUACCUUCCUUCGUGAAUAAGACCUUGGGAAACAUUCCAGUCUGUGCGGGACUUUGUGGACGUUCGGUCUCGUGUGGCUGAGAGCGCGGCCGUAAACGAGCACGCUUUUAUCACUGCCUUUGUUUGUUAUGAGUCUGGAUUAGGAUCUCAGGCAGCGGACUGAAGUGCCCGCGUUAAUAAAGGGGCUGAAUUAGGCUGCAGCCUAACUUUUUUCUCGGGGCAGGGAUGUCUUCAGCUGGGGUGGAUUAUAAUGCGCCCUGGUGGACUUACUGGCUUCACAGUUUUCCUCAUAUCAACCUGAGGUUUCAGCCCAUUGACCACAACUUCCAGCCUGAGGAGGAGAACUACCAGCAGUCUCUCAUAUUCCUGGCCUGUGUGGCUGCUGCAGGGCUCGGCCUCAACCUGCUGUGUCUGGCCAUAUACCUGAGUUGUUUGUGCUGCUGCCACAAAGAUGAAGAGGAGGGGAGCAAGAAGCCCAACUCCUGCUGCGUCACCUGGUCCGCUGUUGCUGCCGGCCUCCUCACAUGCGUCGCAGUGGGUGUGGGUUUCUAUGGCAACAGUGAGACCAAUGACGGCGUGUACCAGCUGACCUACUCCCUGUACAACGCCAAUCACACGCUGGGCGGCGUGGACAGUCUGGUGACUGGUACCAUGGGCAGCAUGAAGAGCGGACUGCACCAGCACCUCGCGAGACUGGAUGAGAUCUUCGCCACACGGGGCGACUACGUGCAGACCCUGCAGUUCAUGCAGCAGAUGGCUGACAAUGUGAUCAAGCAGCUUUUGGGCCUGCCUGACUGGGAGGAGGUUAAAGUGGACCUGGCAUCCAUCGCUGAUCAAACGGCCAACAUAGAGUACUACAGGUGGCUCACCUAUUUGCUGCUCCUCAUCCUGGACCUGAUUAUCUGCCUGCUGGCCUGCCUGGGCCUGGCCAAGCAGUCUCGAUGGCUACUCACCACGAUGAUGGUGUUCGGAGUGCUGACACUGGUCCUGAGCUGGACUUCUCUGGGAGUUGACCUGGCCACAGCUGUGGGCACAAGUGAUUUCUGUGUGUCCCCUGACAAGUACCUCAUGAGCCAGACAAAGGGCGUCAUCAGUGCUGAUAUUGUGCAUUACUAUCUGUACUGCAACCACACUCUGUCCAACCCCUUCCAGCAGCCUCUGACCAUCUUCCAGAGAUCUCUGACCACCAUGCAGAUCCAGAUCCAGAGUCUCCUGCAGUUCGCCGUGCCUCUCUUCCCUACAGCCGAGAGAGACCUACUGGGUAUCCAACAUUUGCUUAACUCCUCGGAGGCCAGUCUGCACCAGCUGACAGCCCUGCUGGACUGCAGGGGGCUCAACAAGGACUACCUGGAUGCAAUGGUGGGGGUGUGCUAUGACGGGGUGGAGGGUGUGCUCUACCUCUGCCUCUUCUCUAUCCUUGCAGCCUGUGCCUUCACUGUCAUGCUGUGCGCCAUUCCCAGAGCAUGGAGACAAAUUGCCUGCAGGGAACGUGAUUACGACGACAUCGACGAGGAGGACCCGUUCAACCCACAGGCGAGAAGGAGAGGCUCUCAGAACCCCAACCACACCAACAUGCACAGUUUCUGUAGUUACAGCAGCAGCAUGGGCAGCCAGAACAGUCUGCACCCGCCUGCCCCGGCAGUCUCCAACGCCCCGAUGUCUGAGUACAUGAACCAGACUGCUCUGUUUGGGGGAAACCCACGGUAUGAGAACGUGCCUCUGAUAGGACGAGGUUCUCCACCCCCUUCGAUAUACUCUCAGCAGUAUAGAAACCGAUACUCCCCCACUAUGAGGGCCACCUAUCUGUCCAUGACCGAGGAACAGAGUAGACACUAUGGGAACAAUUUCCAAGCAUAGACUUUAUCAGUUUGAGGAAGAAAACCGCAGCACACAUUCAUCAAGACGGGAGUGUGUGGCUGUUCCAAGCAUCACACAGAAUAGUGUAACAUGUCGUUUGUCCAGGACUCGGGACAGUGGGACAUAUCUGUGCUGUUCUCUGUGUAUUGCGCACACACACAUUUUUAAUCACACUUUUUUGCCCUAAACCCUUUGUGGAGGACCUUGCUAAACAUUUCUGACACGUGCUGUGGAAUUUAACUUGCUCUUAAUCUGUUGUGUUCCUUCACAUGUCUACACAAUUUUUGGAAAAUAAACACUAUAUAUAAACCUUGUUGUCAUGCACUGAGGGGUAAAGGUGUGAUGUGUACCCGAGUCCUUCAGGUAGAACGUAUAGAUGACUAAUAACUUUGAUGAAACAGGGAAAGGAAGCAAUUUUGAAGAUCCAUUUUAAUUUCAGUGCAGUAAAGCUCAGCAGCACAUUCCUUUUGAAAGAGGUUUUUCCUUCUAGAAUCCUCCAGAUCUUUGAAACAAUGGUGUGUGUUACAUUUGACAACGUACAUGCAGGUCUCCAAAGAGGAAAAUGUGGACGAUGUUGAUUUGAACAUGUCAUAUUAUUUUCUAUGUCUCUAUCUGUAUCCUGUUAUUUCUAUGCUUGACAGCUGUGAAGCACAAACCCAGCACUGGAGGCACACACUGGGAGGUACUGUUGAAGAAUAAUUUAUUUACAUUCAUACACACAGAUACACCUGCGAGUGAAGCUUUACGUUUUUAUGGAGAUGAAACUACCUUGAGACCAUGGCUUCUGUAAAUAAGUUGUACAAUAACAGACUGUUGUCUUACUCUGAUAUUCUUUGGUGUAAACAAUGUGGGGUUUUUUUAAAUAUAUUUUUUCUAGUUUUUGUGGUGAUGUCACAUAGGAUCACUAUUUUUCAUAUUUUUAAGAGCCAUUAAUUUAUGUUCUCUGCAUAUCUAAUCCCACUAAUACAAUAAGGUUGUAAUUUCUCCUUGGAAGCUGUGCUGCUCUAACUAUGAUUAAUGAGAAUAUUCAGGUAUUAGUUUCACCAGUUCAAACCAUCCAAACGCUACAUUUGUACUGCCUAACAAAUCCUUUCUGUAUGGAUUUAAUACAUGCAGUUUUGUUGAUUAAUAAUUACUUUUAAGUGUUUUGGCAUGUUAUACUGGCACUGAGAGUGGUGCUUAAUUUUGUGUGAGACCCCAAAUUGUGGGGUCUAAUUAUGAGGUGAAUAAACCAGUUUUGAGUAAAGGUUGAUGUGCCCUUAUUUUGUUGCUUGGGUGCAUAAUCAUACAGGGAAAUACAUUAGGAUUUAGGGGUGCACUGAACCGAAACAACUGCGUGGACUUCUUUUAGCCUUACUAAUGUAUUUUUAAGACAUGCUAAUCUACUGAACAUACAUUAUAUAAUCCAUACCAACCCACACUGCUGUUUACACACUGUAUUGU